Oreochromis aureus is the source of this 2189-nucleotide messenger RNA. Its product is annotated as C-type mannose receptor 2-like. Bases 487 to 1524 code for a protein of 345 amino acids. The record is from RefSeq and is a predicted model, not a curated record. The transcript has 6 exons. NCBI's taxonomy places the organism in Eukaryota, Metazoa, Chordata, Actinopteri, Cichliformes, Cichlidae.
UUUGUACUUUUCCAAAUUUAUAGUACAUGCAAACAAAAAUAUGAAAAAGGAACACAAAAGAAACAAACUAAAAGGUAUAAAACACACCUAAUCUGUGGGGGAAAGAAAAGAAAGAAUAAUUAUACACCUGUAUAUAGAGAUGGGGCCAGGGAAUACCCAGCACUAAGGUGACAUUGGAUGUCCUGGUGGUUUUUGUCCAUAAAACUACUCAUCUAAGAUUAACACAAAAUUAUUAUUAUGUGCUUGAUGUGCCUCACCUUUGACCCUGGCUUUUCCCGUCUGACUGCACUAGGACAUAUUGCCACCUAAUAAAAUAACACAUUGAUUCCUGAAAUUCCUGUUGGUUUGAAAGUCCUGCGUUUUGGUCCUGCAUCCACCCUGAUCAUGUAUUUCUCUUUCAUUCUGCUUCCUCUCACCUGUUUCUCCGUGUCUCCAUGGAAAGAGCACUGAAACACCUGAAAGACAUCUGUGUAAACGAGGACAUAAAUGGAAGACUGGGCUGGAAUCCAGAGCAGCAGCAUCAUGGAGAGGAUCCUGCUGUGUGUCUGCUGCUUCUCAGGCUGGUUUGUCUCCACAUGCUGUCCCCGUCAGUACCACUAUGUGGAUGAUGCAAAGACUUGGACUGAAGCUCAGAGCUACUGCCAACAGACUCACACAGACCUGGCCUCCAUCGAGAACACUGAAGAAAUGAAGCAGCUGAACAGCACAGUUUCAUCUGCCGCUCACAGCUCUGAGCUCUGGAUCGGUCUGUACAGUCAGAUCAGGUGGAGGUGGUCAGAUGGGCUCACAGGGAGUGGAGCUGACUACAGGAACUGGGACACUUCUGAAUAUGAACCAGAUUUUUACUCUGGGGUUCAGUUCUGUGUGUCCUCUUUAGAAGGAAAAUGGUGGGAUUUUCAGUGCAGAGAGAAGCUCCAGUUUAUUUGCUACAGAGGAUCUCAGAUGAACCCUGAGUUUGAUUUGGUGGAUAAAGAAAUGAGUUGGUCCGAUGCUCGAAGGUACUGCAGGGAGAACUUCUUGGACCUGGCCACUGUCAAGAACCCCGGAGAGAACCAACAAGUCCAUGAAAAGGCUCAGAGUAAAAGGGUGUGGAUUGGCCUGCACAGAGAGCCACACAUUUACUGGUCUGAUGGCACAAAGUACUCAUUCUCAAACUGGGCCAGUGGGAUGAACCCGUUUAGGGGUAUGAGUAAGAUCUGUGCAGCUCUGACUCGUUCAGGAGAAUGGAAGACUUUGUCCUGUGAAACAAGAUUACCAUUUGUCUGCUACAGCCUCCCUACACCUGUAAAGAGGCAGGUAGUGAAGCUCACAGUACAUGUGGAGGACCCUCCUGUGGAUCUGAAUGACUCUGCUGUGAAAGCAGAACUGCUGACAAGGGUGAAGGAGCAGCUGAAGAAGAAAGGAGUGGGUGGAGUCAGUGUGAGGUGGAGAGUGCAGCCGUAUGGGAAGCUCUUGGCUGGAGAUGGAAGAAGAAAGAAGACUCUGAGAGAAAAAGAAAAAUGUUUCAGAAGCUUUUCUGCUUGAAACAUGUGACAGCCAAUUAAACUUUAUUAUCCACACGUCAUUCUCCCAGCUGUGUCUAAGCACAGAUGUGGGCUAACAUCUGUUUUUAGGCUCUUCUGUCACAGUGUUUGUGGGCGUGGCCUCUUCUUUGGCUUUCAUAGAGAUAAAUGCAGACGUGUUUGUGAGCUACAGGUUUCUGCUGACACAUGUUCACUUUUGGAAAUCAGAGGGACAAACAUGCUCUCCAACAGCUGGUCACCCCAGUCACCAUGGAAACAAGCACAGGAAAUACAGCAGGCUGAAACUGUCAUGGUCCUGGCUCUUUGAGUUUCUGGACUUUGUGUUUAUUAUUAAAUAUUUUCUAUGUGAUUAUUAGUUUCCUGAUUGUUUCUAUUUCAUCUUCGUGUUAUUCCUCAGUGUUUCAGUCUGGAGGGUUUAUUUCCAGUUACUGUUGAUGUUGCUUUAUUUUAUUCUUUCACUGUUUCCCGUCUCAUCCUCCUGUGAUAAGUUCCUUCAUGUGGACUUUGCCUUCAACACAGUUCAAGCCCACAAACUGGUUCAUAAACUCAGCAACUUAGGACCCAGCAGCUCACUGUGCAGCUGGAUACUGGACUUCCUGAGCAACACACCCCAGAACGUCAGAAUGGGAGCCACACCUCCUCCACCCUCACCCUGAACGUGUGUCC